AUGCAGAGUCAGGUGAAGGUUGUCCUUGACGGCGCCUCGCUUACGCCCGACGCGCUGUACACUUUGGGUUAUGAGCCGCUCGCCACCAUCGACCUUGCAGCUAAUGCGGUUGCAAGGAUCAAAGCUGGGCGCGCCGUGAUCGAUAAGAUUGUCGAGGAUCGCCAAACAGUCUAUGGCAUUAACACAGGCUUUGGUAAGUUUGAAUCAACGAUUAUCUCACCGGAUCAAUUGGAGUUGCUGCAGCUGAAUCUUGUUCGGUCGCACAGCGCGUGCGUCGGUGAGCCAUUGACACCCCAGCGGGCCCGCAUGAUGAUGGCCCUCCGUGUCAAUAUUCUCUGCAAAGGUCACAGCGGCAUUCGUUUGGAGACGGUUCAAAAAUACGUCCAGGCGUUCAACGCCGGUGUCGUUCCCUACAUUCCAGAGCAAGGAACCGUGGGUGCCAGCGGGGAUCUCGGGCCACUGUCUCACCUCGCCCUCGGAAUGCUUGGCGAAGGACGCCUCGCAACGCUCAAAAACCUCAAGUUCCGUGACGCCCGAGUUGUUUUGCAGGAGUUGGGCGUCGAGCCCAUCACAUUGAAGGCAAAGGAGGGGUUGGCGCUGAUUAACGGAACGCAGUUUAUUUCUGCCCUCGGUUCGGAAGCCGUUGUGCGGGCUCGAAGGGUUGCUCGCCUUGCGGACGUUGUCCUUGCCAUGACUUCUGAAGCUCUGCUGUCAACUGUCAGUAACCUUAACCCUGACAUUCAUCGUGUGCGCCCUCACAAGGGUCAACAGAUUGUGGCUCUGCGCUUGCGGUCGCUUUUGCAUAGCGAAAAGUUUCCGUCUGCAAUUUGUCUCAGCCAUGCCAACUGCGGUCGCGUUCAGGACGCCUACUCUAUCCGGUGCGCCCCCCAGGUGCAUGGGAUCUCUAACGACAUCGUUGAGUGGGUGUACGGUGUCCUUACCACGGAACUCAACUGCGCCACUGAUAACCCGUUGGUGUUCCCGGACGGAGUGAAAAAGGUCGUUUCGUGCGGUAAUUUUCAUGGUGAGUACCCGGCGAAGGCCCUUGAUAUGCUUGCUAUUGGUGUGCAUGAACUUGGGAACAUCAGUGAGCGUCGCAUCGAGCGUCUUAACAACCCCUCUCUGAGCCGUCUUCCCGCCUUCUUGGUGAAAAACGGAGGACUCAACUCGGGCUUCAUGAUCGCACAUUGCACCGCCGCCGCCCUCGUCUCGGAGAACAAGGUCUACUGCCACCCCGCCUCCAUUGACAGCAUCUCCACCUCCGCUGCCCAGGAAGAUCACGUCAGCAUGGGCGGGUUCUCCGCACGCAAGGCCAUUAAGGUUGUGGAAAAUGUCGAGCACAUCCUCGCCAUUGAGCUGCUGUGCGCCUGCCAGGGCGUCGAUCUCCUGCGGCCGCUCAGGUCGACGGAGCCGAUGGAGAAGGUCUGGAGCCUCGUCCGCGGCGUCAGCCCCAGCUGGGACAAGGAUCGUGAGAUGCACAGCAGUAUUACAAACGUCGUGAAGCUGCUGCGCUCCGGUGCCAUCUGGAACGUCGUUAAGAAGUACGUCCCCGAGGAGGCGCGCUUCCUGGACGUCUUCACCGUCAAGAAACCGUUUGGGCUGCAAUCCAAGAUGUGA
Molecule: messenger RNA, 1617 nt
Organism: Trypanosoma conorhini
Lineage: Eukaryota; Euglenozoa; Kinetoplastea; Trypanosomatida; Trypanosomatidae
Product: putative histidine ammonia-lyase
Exons: 1
Coding region: 1-1617 (538 amino acids)
Biological process (GO): L-histidine catabolic process
Cellular component (GO): cytoplasm
Molecular function (GO): histidine ammonia-lyase activity
Source: RefSeq, a predicted model, not a curated record